AUUACACCGCAGGGAGACUUCUGAGUUUCUUUUUGAUGCAGUAAUAUAUUAACGGAGAGAAGCGGCGGCGGGUCACAGGUCGAUGUCAAAGAAGACGCAGUGGAAGAGAUCAGCAGCACCGGGUCAGAGAGCCAAUGGCGCCCAAAGGUAAAGUUGGCACAAAGGGAAAGAAGCAGAUCUAUGAGGAGAACGAGGCGACGCUGAAGUUCUACACAAGAGUCAUCCUAGGAGCUAAUGCAAUAUAUGCCGCCGUAAAUCUUUUGGUUUUCUACAGUUCGUCUACAUUUUGGACAUGGCUGCUGCUUGUGUUUGCACUAGCAGUGUAUGUCGGGAGUUACCGCUCCAUGUCUGCCAUGGCCAAGCCAGCGUUUGCUGAGGAUGGAAGUCUGCUGGAUGGAGGAAUAGACUUAAACAUGGAGCAGGGAAUGGCAGAGCACCUGAAGGAUGUCAUCCUGCUCACAGCCAUAGUACAAGUGCUCAGCACAAUCUCCUCUUAUUUCUGGUAUCUCUGGCUGCUGGCCCCGGCCCGAGCCCUGCACCUGCUGUGGGUGAACUUUCUGGGCCCCUGGUUUAUGGCAGAAAACCCGUCGGCACCAGAGGAAGUGAAUGAGAAAAAGCAAAGAAGACAAGAACGCAGACAGAUGAAGAGAUUCUGAUGCUGUAGAGCAGACGGAGCAGUAUUUUUAUACACAGAAUCUAAUAUACAGAUAGGAAGGAAGUCAUAAGUUAUUUAGGAAGAAAUUUUGUUAUUAAAUUAAAGUCAAUCCAAAUCUGAUACUGUGGAAUCUUGUUUCCCAUGUUUGUAUUCUUUCUGCUUUCUCCUGUAAUCCAAUUUUCUCCCUAAAUUGUGAAAUGAAAUCUUCCCUAUUUAGAUAAUGUCAUGGUCCAAAUAUCAGUCGUCCUCAUGCAGAGUUUUAAGAGUUUCUGUUGCACAAUACCACCACACUGCCCCCUGCACAUUUCCAUAAAAUAUUCCCCUAACAACCCUGCGAUACAGUGAUGACAUGCGUCAACUAUAGACAGCUGAAUUUAUUCUGUCAGUGCCGCUUUUGUCAUGGCAUGUCUUUUAUUUCUAUUUAAUUUAAUUUUUAAAAAAUGUCUCUAAUGUAACAGAAUUCAUCGGUGAGCCUUCAUUACAGAGCCGAGAUAUUUUGUUUGUGACCUAUUAAGUCUUAUAAAAUCUGGAUGGAAAUCAAGUUUUAAUAGGAACAUUUAAACUUUUUUUUACAAUAAAAAUCUUUCUCCAGUGUGUGGAGUUGAUCAGCAUAUCUGUUUCAAGAAGUUUUGUUUUACAGUUGUCAGAAAGGCUCAGUGUCUGUUUUGUUAAUGUUGUGCCUUCGGUCAUGACUUAAAGUACUGAGCAAUUAUUUUCAAUUUUCUUAGGAGGCUAAAAUUUGCUUUUGGAGCCCUAGUGAAAUCAUUUGAGUAUAAGAAAAAAAUGUCUUUUUUUAAAUGGCUGGGUCCACCUGAAAGGUUCUCUAAUGUACUGUAAGGGGCUGUAAUGUAAUUCUCAUAGAGAAAUGUGAAAUUUUAGCCUCCUCAAUCAAAAGUAGGAAUGUUUGGCCAAAGUUAAAGUCAAGUAUACCGUAAAGGCCAUGACAGUUCACAUUGGAGGUAUCCAUAUUUUCCUCUUAAGACCAACUGGAACAUUAUAAUUAUCUUGGAAAGAUACUGAGUUCAUUUCUGCUCAGUCUGUCGUUCUGAAUAAUUUUUUUGCUUUCUAAAACUUUGGCAAUUAUUUUUACCAUAUUAUUUUUUGUCAUUCCAUUUUUUUUAUAUAUCCUUAUUGAGUGUAACUAAUCAUAAGAAAACUUCUGUCUUUUUGGUUUGGCAAUAUUCUAACAGUCCGCUUGUCCAAAUAGAAAUUAAUACUUUUUCAACAGAGAUUUGAGUUGGUUUGUGCAUUGAUUGGGGGGAAUAAAAGAACCUUCCUGA
Siniperca chuatsi (mandarin fish) is the source of this 1935-nucleotide messenger RNA. RefSeq names its product transmembrane protein 208 (gene tmem208). Lineage: Eukaryota; Metazoa; Chordata; Actinopteri; Centrarchiformes; Sinipercidae. The record is from RefSeq and is a predicted model, not a curated record. Gene Ontology annotation, biological process: vacuolar protein processing. Gene Ontology annotation, cellular component: intracellular membrane-bounded organelle. The coding region runs from base 135 to 656 and encodes 173 amino acids. The transcript is spliced from 6 exons.